This is a messenger RNA of Culex pipiens pallens (northern house mosquito), 2626 nucleotides long. It is a transcript of the gene alpha-Man-Ia, whose product is annotated as mannosyl-oligosaccharide alpha-1,2-mannosidase IA. Bases 497 to 2284 code for a protein of 595 amino acids. Gene Ontology annotation, molecular function: mannosyl-oligosaccharide 1,2-alpha-mannosidase activity; calcium ion binding. The transcript has 7 exons. The record is from RefSeq and is a predicted model, not a curated record. Lineage: Eukaryota; Metazoa; Arthropoda; Insecta; Diptera; Culicidae. Gene Ontology annotation, biological process: carbohydrate metabolic process; N-glycan processing. Gene Ontology annotation, cellular component: endoplasmic reticulum; Golgi membrane.
UUCGUAGUUUGCGCGGUUACGUUACGUCCUCCGGGAACACACCACCCUCUGCGGGGGGGUCGUCAGAGGUCUCUCCUCCGGGUCCAGGUCGCCCUGCCCGGUCUCCAAGGUAGAAGGCCCCUCUUUUCAUACGUGUUGAAGAUCUUCGCUGCAAGUCGUCGGCUUAACAGCGAAGAAGAAGAAGAAGCGGCGGUGCAACGGCCGUGAACGAGAACAACCACUUUGCUUGGAAUCGUGGCCGCCGUACGGUACUGAUCGCGCUGAUUGCGGUACCGCUAGUCUGUUUAAAGUGGAGAAAGUAGCGCCACUAAAUAGGAAAUCAAUUGAAGAACCAACCAACAAAAUGAGCUAACACCGGCCCCGGAACCGUUCGGUGGUGGUCGUGACUUAGCCCAGGGCUAAGCGCAGAGUUAGCGUGUGUGUGUUUGGAAGACAAGAAGAAGAAGAAGAAGGAAAAGAAGAUUAAGGUGAAGCUAAACAGUGAGACUCCAGUAGCAUGGCACCGGCCUUGAGUGGGGUCGCGACGGCCGUUUUCGUGGUGGCCAUAACCGGCGUGACGCUGGUCGUCCGCAAGCAUGCCGACGACGGACGGACCGCGGACCGGUACCGGACGUACGAGGAUUUCAGCAAGUUUGACGACACCGUCGAUAACCACCUGAUUGUGGAGGGCGAGGAGUACCGGUUGCGGGGUCCUCCGAAGGAUGGAUCUCCGUUCUACAGCCUCAGUCGGCGGUCCGCCCUCGAUGUGGACUAUGACGCGUACUUCCCGGACGAGGAGGACCUGCGGCGGAGUGAGUUCUAUCGGAACGCCAGCUACGUGCCGCGGUACUGGAACGCGUCCGGUUGGUUGCGGGUCGACGAGGUCGGUUCGGCCGGAAUCGACCACGAAAAGCGUGAGAAAGUCAAAGAGAUGAUGAUCCACGCCUGGGACAAUUACAAGCUGUACGCGUGGGGCAAGAACGAGCUCAAGCCCAUCACCAAGCGGGGCCACUCGGGCAGCAUCUUCGGGGCGUACGACCUCGGCGCCACCAUCGUCGACGGGCUGGACACGCUGUACCUGAUGGGGCUGCACAAGGAGUUCGACGAGGGCCGGGACUGGGUCGAGCGCAAGUUUUCGCUGGACAGCGUGAGCAACGAUCUGAGCGUGUUCGAGACGAACAUCCGGUUUAUCGGUGGAUUUUUGACGUGCUACGCGUUCACCGGCGAUCGGCUGUUCCUGGAGAAGGCCAAGUACGUGGCGGACAAGCUGCUGCCGGCGUUCCAGACGCCGACGGGGAUCCCGUACGCGCUGGUCAACGUCAAUACGGGGAUCAGUAAAAACUACGGCUGGGCCAGCGGCGGCAGCAGCAUCCUGUCCGAGUUCGGCACGCUCCACCUGGAGUUCUCGUACCUGUCGGACGUCACCGGCGAUUCCGUGUACCGGGAGCGCGUCCAGGCGAUCCGUACCGUCCUGAAGGACAUCGAAAAGCCCAAGGGUCUGUACCCGAACUACCUGAACCCGAAGACCGGCAAGUGGGGCCAGCAGCACAUGUCGCUGGGCGCCCUCGGGGACAGCUUCUACGAGUACCUGCUGAAGGCGUGGAUCCAGUCCGGCCACGAGGACGAGGAAGCCCGCGAGAUGUACGACGACGCCAUGCAGGCCAUCAUCCAGCACAUGAUCCGGACCAGCCCGGGCGGGCUAACGUACGUGUCGGACAUGAAGUUUGACCGGCUGGAGCACAAGAUGGACCAUUUGGCUUGCUUUGCCGGUGGCCUGUUCGGCCUCGGCGGCACCACCCUGAACAACCAAUACUCGGAAAAGUACCUGGAGGUGGGCGAAGGGCUCACCAACACGUGCCACGAGAGCUACGUGCGCACGUACACGCGGCUCGGCCCGGAGGCGUUCCGCUUCAACGACGGCGUCGAGGCGAAGGCCCUCAAAUCCCAGGAGAAGUACUACAUCCUGCGCCCGGAGACGUUCGAGAGCUACUUCGUGAUGUGGCGGCUGACGCACGACCAGAAGUACCGCGACUGGGGCUGGGAUGCCGUGAUGGCCCUGGAGAAGCACUGCAGAACGCCAAACGGCUAUAGCGGUUUGAAGAACGUGUAUCUGACGGAUCCUCAAAAGGACGACGUGCAGCAGAGCUUCUUCCUGGCGGAAACACUCAAGUACCUCUACCUGCUCUUCUCGGACGACUCGCUGCUCCCGCUGGACGAUUGGGUGUUCAACACGGAGGCACAUCCGCUCCCAGUUAAGGGCCGGAACUCGCUGUUCCGGGCUGCGGCAGCUUCAAGUGCGCCGUAAGCAUCAAAAAAAAACUCAAGAGACAACAACAACAAGAUGCACCACCCCCACUACUACUACUAAUUACCACUACUACAAAGCAUGAGGAGAAAAAAAGGUGAGGAAGAAGAAGGGUAACAGCAACAAACUAUCGCUACAAACCUGUUGUAGACACUAGUGAUGAGAGGGAGAGAGGAGUCGUUUCGUUGCGUGCAUGUGUGAGUGAGAAUGAGAGUGUGAGCGAACCUUCCUCGAUUGUGCGGAGGAAGCAAUUCCUUAAAACUUCUAACUAGCCAGUCUGACUGUGAAACUUAGCGCGAGUGUAUGGACACUACAUCUAUAUUAGGGUGGGUACGGAUUUUC